AUGAAUGCUACGGAGUACAUAAACAACGCCACUAUGGCACUGUCAAAGUCUUUUCUUGGUGAGAUGCUAACAAGCGCUUCAGCGCUUAUGGAGGCGAGGAAGGAUCCUCACCUUCGUUGCGCUGUUCUUGAUGUACUGCGUACGAUUGUGUCCCAAUGCGAUGACCCGAAGAGUGUGUUGCAGCCUUUCGCAAAUGACAUUGUUGCAAUUGUAAAGUUGACAAUGAAGACACAAGAAGAGGCGGCAGUUCGAAAAUGUGUUGUCGAGUACAUUUUAGCGAUUUGCACAUCCAAAGCAGAUUUUUCGCUGGCGGCAGGAUAUAGCGACAUCCUUUCGUGCCUUAUCACGUGUGCCUCGUUCAGUGAGAGGUGUAGUGAUUCACUUGCUGAGGUGAGGGAUGCCAGCCGUAAUGCAUUGAUGCUGCUUGCUUCGUCGAGAGGUACAUUGGUCCGUCAAUUGUGGCCCUCAUCUUUGAGCAUAUGCGGGAAUACCCUGUGA
This is a messenger RNA of Trypanosoma grayi, 498 nucleotides long. RefSeq lists its product as hypothetical. Bases 1 to 498 code for a protein of 165 amino acids. The record is from RefSeq and is a predicted model, not a curated record. Lineage: Eukaryota; Euglenozoa; Kinetoplastea; Trypanosomatida; Trypanosomatidae. The transcript has a single exon.